AUGGGAUUCGUGGAUUUGUUCGUUGUGGCAUUGAUGCCGGUUCUAAAGACAUUGUUGAUCACUGCUGUUGGCUUAUUUCUUGCACUUGACCGCAUGAAUAUCUUGGGUGCAGUUGCACGGCACCAUUUGAACAAUAAACAGCUCAACAAACAAUACAAGCUUUUUGUGAGAAAAACAUCAAGCUCUAGCAGGGCCAAGGAUAUAUCUAUCCUCUUUGAGCUGCCUGAUAAGAAGGAUACCUCCAUACCAUUACCAGGGCUAGCUCUACUUGUAUUUUUUGUGUUCACUCCAGCACUUGUGGCGAGCAAUCUUGCUAAUACAAUUACAGAAAGCAGCAUAGUUUCUUUGUGGUUCAUGCCAGUGAAUAUCCUUCUCACAUUUAUCAUUGGUUCAGCACUAGGGUGGAUACUUGUAAAAGCCACUAAAACACCUCGACAUUUGCACGGCCUUGUAAUUGGUUGCUGUGCUGCAGGAAAUUUGGGGAACUUGCUCCUUAUUAUUAUCCCAGCAGUCUGCGAGGAGAAAAAUAGUCCAUUUGGAGAUUCAUCUACUUGCUCCACAAAUGGAGAGGCAUAUGCAUCCCUUUCAAUGGCGAUAGGGGCUGUUUACAUUUGGUCUUAUGUAUACAACAUUAUGCGGGCAAAAGGAAGCAAUAACAAUGGCUCUGAAGUUAGCAUAAAGCAUUCUAAUGAAACCUCAGAAUCAUUCAUAGAGUGUUGCACUGAAGAAUUAUUGCCAAAUGAUUUCCCAUCCUUCAAGGGAUAUGAAUCACAAGUUGAGAUAUCUUUCACUGGACCUGAACAUAAAACGAAGGUGCCAAUUACCAAGAUGAUUAGCCAGCGGGUGAAAAAUUUGGCAGAACAGCUCAACUUAAAGAUGUUGUUUGCACCCUCUACCAUUGCAACGAUUGUUGGGCUUAUCAUUGGAGUAGUCUCUCCAAUACGAAAGCUAAUGAUUGGUGAUGGUGCUCCUCUUCGUGUGAUGGAGAGUUCUGCAUCUAUUCUGGGGGAGGCAGCAAUCCCAUCCAUGACACUGAUUGUGGGAGCAAAUUUACUUAAGGGUUUAAGGAGCUCAGGGUUGAACAUGUGGCUCAUUAUAGGGAUUUUAGUAGUUCGAUAUAUUGCUUUGCCUCUAUUGGGUGUUGCUGUCGUUAAAGCAGCAUACCAUUUUGGGUUGGUGGGAACAGAUCCAUUGUAUCAGUUUGUUCUCAUGCUUCAAUAUGCACUUCCUUCUGCAAUGGCCAUUGGUACCAUUACCCAGUUGUUUGAGGUUGGUGAGAGUGAAUGCUCUGUUAUCAUGCUAUGGAUUUAUGCUGUGGCAUCACUCUCUCUCACACUCUGGGCAACCUACUUUAUGUGGCUGGUGUCUUGA
Messenger RNA from Ilex paraguariensis (yerba mate), 1371 nucleotides. Lineage: Eukaryota; Viridiplantae; Streptophyta; Magnoliopsida; Aquifoliales; Aquifoliaceae. The record is from the annotation of a GenBank genome assembly.